AUGCUGAUGGUGGGUAGUGGUGCUUGUUUGUGGAGGGAGAUGAAGGUGGAAGCGAGAGAGAGAGCGGGGGAUGUUUUUGUUUUUGCAAAGGCAGAGAAUUUUGUGUGCGUGGGAGAUUAUAGGCGAGCUUGUCCCUUUAUCGACGCUGAUUCACUGUCAUCGGACGGUUUGCUCCGUUCCUACCUGGACGAUGCCGAGUACUUUGGCCAAGUCAUUGACGAUAUUGCUCGAGAGUUACUCGCCUACGCCGAAGGAGACGAAGACCGGACCUUUACCAUCUGGCGCCCCUUAGUCGAGGACAGGAACCUUGUCGCCGAGAUGCUCGGCAAUGGCUUGCUCGAUGCCAUCCUGGAAGAGAUUGUCACUCGUUACAUAUCUUCUCCUUGCACCCUCGGAGCUGGACGCUACACUUACAUCCUGGCUGUCGUUGCUGCCAUGAAGGUUGGCGCGAUCAUUGCCCCUGUUCACUUCGAAUUCGCCAAGGCAUUCACCCCACACCUCGUCUCCCCCUUUCACCAACUUCAAGUCCUUACCGCCUGCGAGGAAUACAAGAACAACGGCAAACGCUGGGUCUUUGAAGCCAUGUACGCGAGAACGAUCUCACGCCACAGAACACGGAGUCCAAGAGGAGAUCCCAGACUUGGAAACGGUCUUGGACACUCAGUCGACGAACUUCCAACCAGACAUUGCUGCAGCAAGACGUGCAUCACCUGCGGGAGCCCGAAGCCCCGUAUGGUCUGCAAAGGCUGCAGAAUCUUUCGGUACUGCAGUAAGGGCUGCCUUGAGCACGACAGGAAGCUUCACAAAGAGACUUGCCCUGCGCGGCCAUACGAUGGCUCCUUCGGUGCGCAGUGGUACAUGGAAUGA
This is a messenger RNA of Fusarium vanettenii 77-13-4, 867 nucleotides long. RefSeq lists its product as uncharacterized. The record is from RefSeq and is a predicted model, not a curated record. Bases 1 to 867 code for a protein of 288 amino acids. NCBI's taxonomy places the organism in Eukaryota, Fungi, Ascomycota, Sordariomycetes, Hypocreales, Nectriaceae. The transcript has 3 exons.